AUGCCGAACAUAUUCGCUGAUCAGAUCGAACGAUUCUGCCAGGGUGUAUCAGACAGGUCGUGCUGGAGACUAUCGGACCAUACACACAACGAUCGAGGUGGUGCCCUGUCAGCUGCUGAGCUCGCAAGUCUGGCCGGGGCAGACCGUGUCGAGGGAUGUUUGUUUGGGAACGGAGAGCGUGCUGGCAACAUGGAUCUGAUCACAUAUGGACUCAAUCGACUAAGUGAUGGCAUAGACUGUGGACUCGACGUCAGCAAGCUACAAGAGGUGCGCCAAGAAUACCAAGACAUUGUGGGAAUACCUAUACACCCGAGAACGCCAUACUCAGGAGAACUUUGUCUCAAAGCGUUCAGUGGUGGGCAUCAGGACGCUAUCGUCAAGGGACUCCGGCGUCGAACAUUGGCAGCUAGCGAUGCCGUCGGUUCAAGCACAUACUGGCCAAAGUGGAGCGUUCCAUACUUUCCGAUCGACCCCGCAGAUAUCGGAUCCAGUCCUGAGGAUAUCAUCGAGAUCAACAACCAGAGCGGGAAGAGUGGUGUAACGUGGGUGUUAGAGUCCCGCCUUGGUCACGAAGUCUCUCGAGAACAUGCCGAGGAGACAACACGCAAGGUGAAGAUGCUCCUCGCUGGUAGACAUAAGGCGAUGGAGGCCGAUGAGAUCUGUCAAAUUUAUCAACAAGUGAUCUCCAAUCACGCCCCUAUCAGACCGUUCUGGGAUCGUGUCGACGCCACAUUGCACCAUGUCCGAAAGGUGCCGGCGACAUGUCCGCUGAGCUACACCUGGACAAGAGAUAUCUACCGGGGUCCUCAGGCUGUAUUGCUAGCCUGCUCGGCGGAACUCCACAAACGUGGCUAUUUUCAAGAAGAACAGGUGAUCCUGCACGUUGUGGACUUGUGUAAUGCAGAUGUUGAAGCUGGGGGCUUGGGCUUCCGUGAUCGUCGCUGGCCAGACUUUUGCCCGGAUGAGUUGAGCCGAUUACUCGAGCUAGUAGAAUCAUGGCUGUUGACUAUCCCUUCGCAGAAAAGUAGUCCUCCGAAGCCGUCACUGCUGCAUAAGCCAAUUAACAGACAACCCAUGACUCUGGCGUCGAAAAUCCUCGCUCAUCACGCCAUCUCUUGUGGUCAGACAAGCCACGUUGCAGUGGGAGAGAUCCUUCGCGUAGACGUCGACUGGAUCAUUGCGAGUGAGCUUUCGUGGAUGGGCAUGAAACGAAGCGUCGCAAAGUUGGGGUUCAAACCCAAAGCGUGGCGAAAUGAUCGCUUCUGGCUCGCUGGAGAUCAUGCCGUGGAUCCACGCAACUAUGAAGAGCCCAAAGUACGCAAUCUCAUAAAUGGCCUAGAGGAGGCAAGACGAGAGCUCAGAAUGACAGAGUAUCAGGGUACCAAUUAUACGAUACUUCAUACGGAGUUCGUAAGGGAGAGAGUCGAGCCUGGCAUGCUAGUUCUCCGUUCAGAUUCGCACACUUGUUCAGCCGGCGCGGCAAGUGCGCUGGCCAUAGGUCUUGGAGCAGCUGAUGUGAUGGCAGCUCUAACGACGGGACAAAAAUGGCUGCGAGUGCCAGAGUCGGUCCGGGUCGAUUUUGGUGGCCGGCCAUCAUGGCAUGUUGGUGGCAAAGACAUUGUCUUGCAUCUACUAGGCCGGCUUAAGCGCAACACGAUAACAACAGAUCGAGUAGUAGAGUUCGGAGGACCUGGGGCUGCAUUGCUAUCUUGUGAUGCUCGAUUUGCCAUUUGCAACAUGUGCACCGAGUUGGGCGCAAUCACGGGCAUUUUUCAACCAGAUGCUGUGACUGAAAGCUUCAUUAAAGGUCGCCAGAAGCGAAUGUACAAGGAGAACUCGUUGUUCUUCGCUGCCGACAGUGAUGCACCAUACUCACAUCACACCACCAUAGACCUAAGCGAAGUGCAGUCAUACAUUGCUUUGUACCCGAACCCGGAUGAUGUUCAACCAGUGUCUAUGCACCUUGGCAUGGAAUUCGAUGGCAUAUUCAUAGGGGCGUGUACGACUACAGAAGAGGACCUUGUGCUUGCAGGAUUGAUACUGCGAGCGGGGUUGGCCAGAGGGCUCCCUUUGUCAGCUGGGAGACGCAUUGUGGUCCCGGGUAGCUUGCCCAUUGUAUGCAAUCUGCGCAAGCUAGGGCUGGUUGAUGUAUUCGCACGCAGUGGUUACGAACAGCCUGCGCCGAGCUGCAGCUUAUGCCUUGGCAUUGGCGCAGAUGUAGCGCCGUCCGGCACCAAAUGGCUCACGACACAAAAUCGAAAUUUUGAGAACAGGAUGGGGAAAGGAGCCAUUGGAUACUUGUGCUCUGCUGCUGUAGCGGCAGCCUCUUUUUUUUCCAUGGCUUUGACAGAUCCUUCGGAGUUGCUGGACGACAUUUCCUCCGACGAAUAUCAAGACUGCCUAAUGCAGAUAUCCUCAUCCAAACGUAAGAUAACAACAUCCAGCGAAGGCUUGCAGUACAGCGAGCCACGUCUCAGUGGAUGCGUUGUCGCCCCAUUGCCAAGCCACGCCAUGGUGAAGCCGCCUCCAAGGCAAGCAUAUCCUGCUGUACAAUCUCGUGUAUACCAGCUCGGUGAUUUUGUAGACACCGAUGCCGUAAGAUCCACUUCCCGGGAUGUAGAAUUGCCAGGUACUGAUGUCGAAGUUCAGAUCAUACCAGCAAAAGCCUGCCUAGGAAGCCCUAGCGACGAAACGCUUGGGGAUCACUGCUUGGAGAUCUACAAGCCCGAAUUUCGUGACAGCGUACGCAACGGUCUGGCAGUGGUGGUAGCUGGCAAAGCUUUUGGAUGUGGAUCGUCACGGGAAGAGGCCGCUCGAGCACUGAAAGGCCUUGGUAUCAAGUGCGUGAUUGCCCGGUCGUUCUCGUACAUCUUCUCGCGCAAUAUGUUCAAUAUCGGCAUGCUUGCCAUCACCAUUGAUGCGGAUGACUUUUUCGCUGCAGCAGUCCAUGGGGAGCAGAUUACCAUCGACAUGGAUCAAGAGGCGAUCUCGGUAAAUCAUCACACAUGGGCAUUCGCCUUGGGAGAUAUCGAGCAUGGUGUUUUCCGUGCAGGCGGCUUGGGAGUAACUCUACACGGUCAUAGCGAAGAGCUGUCUGCACAACAAGAGCCCACCGACGUGGUCAAGAAUGCUGAACAAAUGGAAUCCUGCUCGAGCUUAGGUCGGAACAGCAGCAUCUCCACCAAAGCCACGGGUUCAAAAUGGGUACGUAGCCUUGAUGAUCUGUCAUGGUGA
Fulvia fulva is the source of this 3234-nucleotide messenger RNA. Its product is annotated as Aconitase htyD. The coding region runs from base 1 to 3234 and encodes 1077 amino acids. The record is from RefSeq and is a predicted model, not a curated record. Gene Ontology annotation, biological process: carboxylic acid metabolic process. The transcript has 7 exons. NCBI's taxonomy places the organism in Eukaryota, Fungi, Ascomycota, Dothideomycetes, Mycosphaerellales, Mycosphaerellaceae. Gene Ontology annotation, molecular function: acyltransferase activity, acyl groups converted into alkyl on transfer.